CCACUCCAUUCUACCUCCUGAGCGAGUGCUGUCGGCGUCAACAUGGACCACCACCGAAUUUCUACUCCCUCGGACAAGGAACUGAGUACACACUCCCAGGGGUCGGUAGCGCGGCGCUAUAGUUUGGUGGUGAACCAGUACAUGAAGUCCAUGCUGUCCAAGUCCGAGUCGACCAACAGCAGCAUCCCGCCGUCCAAUAUUCUGACCCACAGCGCCGACCAAGCAGGGCCCGAGGAUGCGUCCUACGUCAGCUGGGACUGCCCCGACACCCCAACCACCAAAGGCAAAUCCGAGCAAGCAAGCGCCUCUUCCUCGUCUGGGGCGCAACCAGGAGCAUCUACCUCCUCGUGGGCGCAAGCAGGAGCAUCUACCUCCUCGUGGGCGCAAGCAGGAGCAUCUACCUCCUCGGGGGCGCAAGCAGGAGCAUCAAGCAGGAAGCAGACACAGAAACCCAACUCAAAUCCUUUCAUUGAAAUGCUUGGCUUGGUCCCCUUGAAAUCGGAGACGGAGCCCCCGCCCGUGGCCUCGGUGGGAACGCCCAUCAGUGCUUAUGGUGACGCCUCUCCAAGCAUGAAAGCCCACGUCACACCUGUUAUUACAGUCGAUUCGCACUAA
Penaeus vannamei (Pacific white shrimp) is the source of this 615-nucleotide messenger RNA. The record is from RefSeq and is a predicted model, not a curated record. NCBI's taxonomy places the organism in Eukaryota, Metazoa, Arthropoda, Malacostraca, Decapoda, Penaeidae.